AAGGACUGCACGUGGUGACCCCGUGGCCUGGCUGGUGAAGCUCUCACUUCACACACGGAGGGCCCGGGUUCGAUUUCUGGCGGGGUAGAAACAUUUCAGCGUGUUUCCUUACACCUAUUGUCCUGUUCACCUAGCAGCAAAUUAUACACAACAUGGCAGGUACUGUAGCAAGAGCAGGAAGAGUGUGGACAUCUCUCAAACUGCACAGAUUUGUUAGCACAACUGCACCUCUUUCAGUCCGAGGUAUACCACGAGUUUUACGAGGCUUAGGUACAGCUGAAGAGGAUGUUGAAGAUAUAAGUAUUGAUGACCUAGAAGAAAUGUCAAAUUUAGAUGCAGAAGCUCUACAGCAUCAUUCCUCACAGCUUGAAGUUGAUGCCAAGAAAUAUCAGGUUCAUUUGCGCAGAGAAACAAUUAAGAGGAAAUACUUCAGUGAUUAUGAACCAAAAGAAAAAAACCUACUAACAUGGGCAAUGAAAGAGCAGUUGCGUUAUUUGCAUUCUUCUGACCCGAGCAUGUGGACGCCUGAGGCUCUUUCAAAAGCCUUUCCCAUUUCUCCUGCUGGUGCCAAGAAAUUAUUAAAAGUACACUGGAGCCCGAGGAGUGACGCUGAGAUCCAGAAACAUGACAAACAAGUUGCGGUUCGCUGGAAACAUCUUGCAAAAGACCAGCUUGGCAGUGCCCAACUCCUGAAACAGAUAUCUGACAACAAAAGGUACAUGGAAACUCAGCUUGCACCUACUCUUGGUUCCGACCAAAUACUCUCUACAUUACAGUCACUUAGGUUUCAUGAUGAAGAAAAACCUUACAGUGCUAUGGCUCUGAAGCCUAGACACAAGCUUCCAAAAGUACCGAAGAUGAAUGGAUCAUUUUCUAGCAUAAUAAGAGAUUAUGAAUUGCAAGUAUCACAGCUAAAUAAAAACCUUGAAGAGGACCCCAACGAUGCUGACCCGACCAACCAGUCCAGAUGCAUGGAUCUAACAACGAUCAUUCCUGGAACACCCAAAUAUGAAGGCACAUAUACCCAGGUCACAUGCCCAGCAAAUCAUAAACCCAAGGAAAAAUUCAAAUCUAGAAGAAAGAUAAUGACCUUUAGUGAAUUUAUCAAGAAUAAGACAGUAUAGCCUUUGUAUCUCUGGCAUCAGCUUUUAAAUUGUCCAUGUACUAAAUAAAUAUAUAAAUAGUAUAUUAAG
Cherax quadricarinatus is the source of this 1193-nucleotide messenger RNA. RefSeq lists its product as uncharacterized. Gene Ontology annotation, cellular component: nucleus. The record is from RefSeq and is a predicted model, not a curated record. Lineage: Eukaryota; Metazoa; Arthropoda; Malacostraca; Decapoda; Parastacidae.